Messenger RNA from Chrysoperla carnea, 552 nucleotides. Its product is annotated as mitochondrial fission regulator 2-like. NCBI's taxonomy places the organism in Eukaryota, Metazoa, Arthropoda, Insecta, Neuroptera, Chrysopidae. The transcript has 3 exons. Gene Ontology annotation, biological process: aerobic respiration; mitochondrial fission. The record is from RefSeq and is a predicted model, not a curated record. Gene Ontology annotation, cellular component: mitochondrion. The coding region runs from base 73 to 552 and encodes 159 amino acids.
CAUAAUACCUCUUAUAAUGCAUUCAAUGAAAUUUCAUCAGAUUACAAAAUAAAACAAUUGGAACAACAAUUAAUGGACAUUAGGGAAGAAAUUAAAGAAAUAUAUUUUAUUCUUUCAAAUAAAAAAAACAAAUCAACUUUGGGGGAUUUUGGUCUUCAAGCCCAAAAUGAAAAAUCUGAUAAAGAAAAUAUAGUUUCACCACCUCCGGCUCCUCCACUGCCACCUGAAAUAACGGAAGUGCAACGUAAAACACCUGAUAAGAGGAAGAAAAAUAAUAAACUACAAGAAAUAUCAACAAAAACUACAGUUACAAUGGCCGAUGUAUUGAAAGAAAUGAACAAAGUAAAAUUAAAGCCGAUUCAAAGAACACCAGGAGGAAAACCCAUUAGAAAUAUUUCACGUAAUGUAUCGAAAUCAAACAAUGUAAGUCCAGAUUUGCAAGCUAUCUUGAAAAGACGUUAUUCAGCUAUGCAUAAUAUUUCUCCUACAACACCUGAUACAUCUAUGUUAAAAAGAUCGAAUAGUCAAGAUUCAUUUUACGAUAACUUUUAA